Messenger RNA from Pipistrellus nathusii (Nathusius's pipistrelle), 1578 nucleotides. NCBI's taxonomy places the organism in Eukaryota, Metazoa, Chordata, Mammalia, Chiroptera, Vespertilionidae. The record is from the annotation of a GenBank genome assembly.
AUGCUCAGAGCGCCCUCCCCCGCCGCCGAGCAGCCUCCGGGCGGAGGGGACAGCGCCCGCCGGACCCCGCAGCCCAGACUCAAGCCUGGUGCCCGAGCCAUGGCACUGCCUCGGACACUAGGGGAGCUGCAGCUGUACCGGGUCCUGCAGCGCGCCAACCUCCUUUCCUACUAUGAGACCUUCAUCCAGCAGGGAGGGGAUGACGUGCAGCAACUGUGCGAGGCGGGUGAGGAGGAGUUCCUGGAGAUCAUGGCUCUCGUGGGCAUGGCCACCAAGCCCCUCCAUGUCCGACGCCUGCAGAAGGCACUGAGAGAGUGGGCCACCAACCCCGGGCUCUUUAGCCAGCCAGUGCCUGCUGUGCCCGUCUCCAGCAUUCCGCUCUUCAAGAUCUCGGAGACUGCGGGCACCCGGAAAGGGAGCAUGAGCAACGGCCAUGGCAGCCCCGGGGAAAAGGCUGGCAGCGCCCGAAGUUUUAGCCCCAAGAGUCCCCUGGACCUUGGAGAGAAGCUGUCGCCAGUGCCUGGGGGACCCGGGGCCGGAGAUGCCCGGAUUUGGCCAGGCCGGAGCACUCCGGAGUCUGAUGUUGGGGCGGGAGGAGACGAGGAGGCUGGUUCACCCCCCUUUUCCCCACCUGCGGGGGGAGGCGUCCCGGAGGGCAUAGGGGCCGGAGGUUUGGCGGCCCCCGGGGCCGGAGGUGCUCCGGACAGACUGGAGCCGGAGAUGGUGCGCAUGGUGGUGGAGAGCGUGGAGAGGAUCCUCCGGAGCUUCCCGAGGGGCGACGCCGGGGAGGUGACGUCCUUGCUGAAGCUGAACAAGAAGCUGGCGCGGAGCGUGGGGCACAUCUUCGAGAUGGAUGACAACGACAGCCAGAAGGAGGAGGAGAUCCGCAAGUACAGCAUCAUCUACGGCCGCUUCGACUCGAAGCGCCGGGAGGGCAAGCAGCUGAGCCUGCAUGAGCUGACCAUCAACGAGGCUGCUGCCCAGUUCUGCAUGAGGGACAACUCGCUCUUACUGCGGAGGGUGGAACUCUUCUCCUUAUCACGCCAAGUGGCCCGCGAAAGCACCUACCUGUCCUCCCUGAAGGGUUCCAGGCUCCACCCCGAAGAAUUGGGAGGCCCGCCCCUGAAGAAGCUGAAACAGGAGGUGGGAGAGCAGAGUCACUCUGAAAUCCAGCAGCCUCCCCCAGGCCCCGAGUCCUAUGCACCCCCAUACCGCCCCAGCCUGGAAGAAGACAGUGCCAGCCUGUCCGGGGAGAGUCUAGAUGGACACUUGCAGGCUGUGGGGUCAUGCCCAAGGCUGACGCCGCCCCCUGCUGACCUGCCUCUGGCAUUGCCAGCCCAUGGGCUGUGGAGCCGCCACAUCCUGCAGCAGACACUGAUGGACGAGGGGCUGCGGCUAGCCCGCCUCGUCUCCCAUGACCGCGUGGGCCGCCUCAGCCCCUGUGUGCCUGCCAAGCCGCCUCUCGCAGAGUUCGAGGAAGGGCUCCUGGACCGAUGCCCUGCCCCGGGACCCCAUCCAGCUCUGGUGGAAGGUCGCAGAAGCAGCGUGAAAGUGGAGGCCGAGGCCAGCCGGCAGUGA